This is a messenger RNA of Spirometra erinaceieuropaei, 510 nucleotides long. The record is from the annotation of a GenBank genome assembly. NCBI's taxonomy places the organism in Eukaryota, Metazoa, Platyhelminthes, Cestoda, Diphyllobothriidea, Diphyllobothriidae.
AUGUGGAAGAUCAUGCAGAAAUUCGGCUGUCCGGAGCGAUUCAUGCAGCUGGUGCGUCAGCUGCACGACGGUAUGAUGGCGCGAGUUACGGACAACAGAGCUGUCUCAGAGGCAUUCACAGUGACCAAUGGAGUGAAGAAGGGCUGCGUACUGGCGCCUACCCUCUUCAGUCUAGUGUUCUCUGCCAUGCUGAUGGACGCCUACCGCGACGAACGCCCCGGGAUCCGUAUCGCCUACAGGACGGACGGUCGCCUGCUGAAUCAACGGCGUAUGCACUUCCAAUCGCGGGUAUCCACAACCACCGUUCACGAACUCCUCUUCGCCGACGACUGCGCCCUAAACACUACCUCGGAAGAGGAGAUGCAACGGAGCAUGAACCUGUUCUCCGCCGCCUGCGAGAACUUCGGUCUGGUCAUUAACACGCAGAAGACGGUGGUGAUGCACCAACCGCCACCUAACUCAGCCACAGCCCCCAACGCGCCGCCGCAAAUCAGUGUGAACGGAACUUAA